Messenger RNA from Ochotona curzoniae (black-lipped pika), 4138 nucleotides. RefSeq lists its product as uncharacterized. Bases 749 to 1678 code for a protein of 309 amino acids. The transcript is spliced from 2 exons. The record is from RefSeq and is a predicted model, not a curated record. Lineage: Eukaryota; Metazoa; Chordata; Mammalia; Lagomorpha; Ochotonidae.
AGGGGAGCAGUUGGGGCAGGGGACCCGACUGGUGGAGCCUGCUGGUGCACCAGCUGAGAGCUGCAGGACCAAAGGGCCAGGGGCCACAUGCACCUACACUCCUGCCAGUUGAGGACCGAGUCCCCCAGCACUGGCCUCAGGGGCUUCCACGCUCCCAGCCAGUGUCUGUCGCUUCUGGAACAACAGGCCUCAGAAGGUAGCAGGCUGCUCAGUCUGCAGGGGGGUGGGGACCCCAUGAGGGCAGCUGACCAGCCCAGGCAUGCUGGGCGCAUUGCUGACUCGCUGCAACUUGAGGAGGCUCUGGAGCCUGGGGAUUCGUGCCGUAGGCCAUUGCCACUUGGCCCAAGGACAAGCCAUCCUGUGUAUGGCCUGUGCCGCCUGCUGGGGACCUUGUGGCCCCAAGGAGCCUGCAGGGUACAGGACGCUGUUUGUCCUCUGCGGGGUGGGCAGUUCUUAGCCGGAUUCCUUACAGCUUGCCUUGCGACUUGGCACACAGCAAUAACCAGCCCCUCGCCUUAAACCUCACUGCACAGUUCCCCAGGUGCUGUGUUGCCACUUUAUUUGGUUCUUUCAAACUCCCAAUCCCUCCUGCCCCCACCCUGGGGUUAAUGAAAAAGGGAUCCCCACUUUGCUGGGUAGCUGGGAAACUUGAGGGCAUGCUUGCCCAGGGCUGCGAGACUGGUUACCGGAUGCCUGUAACCAGAACUCAGCCCAGCUGCCCUCCGAGACUGUGAGUUGGGAAUACAGCAUGAGAGGCGCAGGCAGUGACACCGUCAGGACACCUGUGUCUGUGCUCAAGGUCGGCUGUGGCUCCUCGCUUCAGCCUCCUUGUGACUGCUGUCCGGGAGGCAGCAGGUGGUGGGCCGAGCUGGGCACAGGGAGGCAGGGAUUGAGGGCUGCCUCCUCGCUCAUGCUCAUUCGCUCUCUCCUUCCGUCCCUGUCUCUCAAGCCAAAAUUGAGAGUUGGCCCGUUCUGGACACGGGUCCAACUCGGUGCACAGCCUCUGGGCCAGGUCGGUUUGCUGUGGGCCUGCUUUCUGCCCCUUGGCAGCCAGUUUUCUGUCACUGCAGCAAUUUUCCUUUUGCUUGAAAGGCCCUGCGGGUGGAACAGAGGCACAGCAAACACUUUCUAUUUCCAAGUCUGUCUCAGUUGCCCAUUCUCUUACGCGACAUUCCCACAGCUCACGCCACCCCGGCCGUUCACGGUGGCAAACCCAGUCAGGAGUAACAGGACGGAGCACGGGCGGGGUGUCUGUGAAAGGCUGUUGAGAGUGUGGGCAUCGUUCAAGUUUUCCGUCAUGCGAGACCCACUAGUGGUGCGUGGGUAUCCCGUCCCCUGCCUCUUUCUGCCUGACGCUUGUCUUACUGUGUUACUGAGGACAAAGACGGGUGCUGGUGACCUUGAGCUCUGCAGCCCACAGCUCUGGUUCCCACCCCCAAGUACACGGAUGAGGAGGUGGGCCGGGUCGGUGGUGGGUGGGUCAGUGGCCACACCUGCUGUGAGGUGGGCUGCACUGCACGGGCACUUUGCCCUUUUUCUCCCACUGACAGGUAGGGAUGUAACUCCUGGGUCCCUGGCCCGCUGUGGUGCCAGGGUAAGGCCCUCCAGCGGCCUUAAUGUCUUCACAUCCCUCACUCCAGUUCUGACCACCUGUCAGUCAGGAGCCCCUUCUCUGUAACUCUGCCUUUUGAAUAAAUAAUUUCAUCUUUUAAAAAAAUCACAAGCCCCAGGGACCCAGAAUUUGCAACAGAGGCACGUGUUAGGAUGUGUAAGUUGUGUAAGGGUUGAGUAGACCGUAUGCCAGUGUUCUAGCAGACAGUUCCCCAAGGAUGGCCCUGGGGAACUCCAUGGUGGCCCUGGCAGAGUGUGGGAAGUGCUGGGGGGCCAGGUUUGGACUGGCAGCAGCUGGAUGGAGGGCUGGAGGGCUGGCCCCAUCCCUCUGGACUGCAUAGGGAGUCAGCUGCCACACACAUGGGACACAGAGGAGAGAAGAGACACUUUGCCCGAGACCCACCAGCUGGAGUGGAGAGAGGGCCAGGACAGACAGGAGGGCUUGGGCCCAACCCUGAAGAUAGGCCUUGCCGGCCCGAACUGGCCCUAACACUGCCAUGUCCAGUGUCACCUGUGCAAAUCCUUGGCCCAGCCCACUGUUUACAGUCCCUUAACCCAGCAGCUUCCAAAACGUGGUCAGGAUGCUGACCCGCUCAGGGCUCUGUGUGACAAAGCCUGCUGCUAACAGUACCGACACGCUUGCCUCUUUGCCCCUUGUCUCCUGAGGGCACAGGGCAACUCCCCAGGGCGGCGUGUCACCGAGCCAGCUAAUGUGCGCAUCCUGCUUUCUGCACGUGUUUUCACCUUGCUAGGUUGGAAUGGCCCUGGCAUCCUCCACAUAGCUCAUGGGGAUCGUGCCCACAGUGUGCAACAAGUCACUGCUAGGCUCGGCUGGCACUGGGGAGUGCGUGGGCACAAAAGAGCUGCCUCAGGGCCCCUGCUCACCCAGCAGUUCUGUGGGGUGGAGCCGCUUCCUGGUCUGAACCGUGGGAACCUUCUUCCCCCGGGCCUGAGAAGCAGCACAGCAAAAGUUUAAGUCAGCUAUGAAGAGCAGAGCUCUUGAACGCCUGUAACCCUUAAAAAAAUAAAUAAAGUAGGUGAUCAUCCUGGAGUGGCUUUCCUAAUCCCCAGGGGGAAAAGGAACCUCCCCAGAGCACCCAGUGCAGCACCCUUGACCACCCAUGCCUGGUCUGGCAGCCUGAUAUUGCAUGCUCCUGUGUGCCAUCACACCUGAAUUCAGUCACACAGAACAGUCCAGAGCAGGCCUGGAUUCUUCACCAAGAAACACCACCAAUAAGUAACAGCAAGGCCUAGUUUCAAGGAGAGGAACGGAGCCAGGAGUGCCGACGGGGUCCUCAGAUCCCACACGGCAGAGACACUGUUUCAGAGCAGUGUAGAGUCCUCGUUAGGGUGAUUGGGAAACACUGACGGUGAUAAUACUGGGCUGUAAUAAUACUGCAUCAGCGGGCUGUUUAGAGCCCUUACUUCACAGGAACAUGUGCUGGUCCCCCUGGGAUUAGAGCUCAGUGGGUAACUGGGUGGCAAGGGUGCACAUGGAGGAGGUUUGUGCGUUGGAAGCUUUCCAGAGUGGGCAGCUGGAGAGGAGAGCCAUGUCACAACAGCAUGAGAAAGUGGACGUGGACUGCUCUGCCUUGCCGAGGGCAGGACGUCCACUGCAGGGCGAGACACAAGGACUGGGGGCAAGCCCAGGCAUCUCCUACUCUGCGCGGGACACUGGGCAGGUCACUAGCCUAAUCAGCUCCAGCAAGCCUGUGGCUCCAGGUCUAUGUGUCUCAGCCGCUGAGUGGGGACUUAGUGGGGCAGGCAUUGGCGACAAGUGGCCAGGCCUGGGCAAUGACAAGGCUGCUGAAGCUCUGCCUCCCACAGUUCAUUCCUCGCUCUCCCUGUGGUCGCACCCUGUGAUCCUUGGUAACAGUAAGCAGGCCCUCUUCGCUGCACACUUGGGAUGCAGUGCCUGCGACAGGGCUGUGCGGGCAUCUGUCCCUUCCCUUGGGGACGGAGGAUGGACCCUCCAGCGCACCGCACAGAUGGCAGUGGGCGGCUGUUGGAGAGCAGGGCCAGGCCCAGCGUGUCCUUCACUGAUGGUCAGGGAGUCAGUGAUGGGUGAGCAGGUGCACGCAAGGCGUGGAGGUUCUCCAUGGUGAGGUCCAGUGGGCUCUGCAUCCUCAGCCACACUGCCCAUGGACAGGGACACCCCACCAAGGCAGGGUCACAGCCUAGCCCUGCCGAAGGUGCUGUGGUCCCAGGUAUGUCUCCAAGCCAUGGUAAGGAACCUACUAUCUUGUUUUUCUCCUUGGAGGCCUGUAGGAAUACAGUAAUGCUGGCACCGUGCGUGGACACGCAGGCAACUUCACAGCAGCUCCACCUGCAGUCUGCCUGGCCAGUCUACUGUCCCUUCCAGCCAGCAGGACCAUGUGCAGUGGUGCCUGCUGGCUGGGGAUGGGCUUCGAUAAUCCACUCUUCCUUUGUAACUUCCUUUGUCUCACUUGAUCUCCUGCACAUUUAAGAGGUGGCUUGGAGCUCCCUGCUGGUGGCCUGGGAAUGCGGCCGAGGAUAGCCCAAGGCC